This is a messenger RNA of Pteropus alecto (black flying fox), 3386 nucleotides long. RefSeq names its product stromal interaction molecule 1 (gene STIM1). The transcript has 12 exons. NCBI's taxonomy places the organism in Eukaryota, Metazoa, Chordata, Mammalia, Chiroptera, Pteropodidae. The coding region runs from base 86 to 2014 and encodes 642 amino acids. Gene Ontology annotation, cellular component: plasma membrane; endoplasmic reticulum. Gene Ontology annotation, molecular function: protein binding; calcium channel regulator activity; calcium ion binding. The record is from RefSeq and is a predicted model, not a curated record. Gene Ontology annotation, biological process: activation of store-operated calcium channel activity; intracellular calcium ion homeostasis; store-operated calcium entry.
AGAGUUUUGCCGGAUUGACAAGCCUUUGUGCCACAGUGAGGAUGAGAAGCUCAGCUUCGAUGCAGUCCGCAGCAUCCACAAGCUUAUGGAUGAUGAUGCCAAUGGUGAUGUGGAUGUAGAAGAAAGUGAUGAGUUCCUGAGGGAAGACCUCAAUUACCAUGACCCAACGGUGAAACACAGCACCUUCCAUGGUGAGGAUAAGCUCAUCAGUGUGGAGGACCUAUGGAAGGCAUGGAAAUCUUCAGAAGUAUACAACUGGACCGUGGACGAGGUGGUGCAGUGGCUGAUCACAUAUGUGGAGCUGCCUCAGUAUGAGGAGACCUUCAGGAAGCUGCAGCUCAGUGGCCAUGCCAUGCCGAGGCUUGCUGUAACCAACACCACCAUGACAGGGACUGUGCUGAAGAUGACAGACCGGAGCCAUCGGCAGAAGCUGCAGCUGAAGGCUCUAGACACAGUGCUCUUUGGGCCUCCUCUCUUGACCCGCCAUAAUCACCUCAAGGACUUCAUGCUGGUGGUGUCUAUCGUUAUUGGUGUGGGUGGCUGCUGGUUUGCCUAUAUCCAGAAUCGUUACUCUAAGGAGCACAUGAAGAAGAUGAUGAAGGAUCUAGAGGGGUUACACCGAGCUGAACAGAGUCUGCAUGACCUUCAGGAAAGGCUGCACAAGGCCCAGGAAGAGCAUCGCACCGUCGAGGUGGAGAAGGUACAUCUGGAGAAGAAGCUGCGUGAUGAGAUCAACCUUGCCAAGCAGGAAGCCCAGAGGCUAAAGGAGCUGCGGGAGGGUACUGAGAAUGAACGAAGCCGCCAAAAAUAUGCUGAGGAGGAGCUGGAGCAGGUUCGGGAGGCCUUAAGGAAAGCAGAGAAGGAGCUGGAAUCACACAGCUCAUGGUAUGCUCCAGAGGCCCUUCAGAAGUGGCUGCAGUUGACACAUGAGGUGGAGGUGCAGUACUACAACAUCAAGAAGCAAAAUGCUGAGAAGCAGCUGCUGGUGGCCAAGGAGGGGGCUGAGAAGAUAAAAAAGAAGAGAAACACACUCUUUGGCACCUUCCACGUGGCCCACAGCUCUUCCCUGGAUGACGUGGAUCACAAAAUCUUAACGGCUAAGCAAGCUCUGAGUGAGGUGACGGCAGCACUGCGGGAGCGCCUGCACCGCUGGCAGCAGAUUGAGAUCCUCUGUGGCUUCCAGAUUGUCAAUAACCCUGGCAUCCACUCACUGGUGGCUGCCCUCAACAUAGACCCCAGCUGGAUGGGCAGUACACGCCCCAACCCUGCUCACUUCAUCAUGACUGAUGACGUGGACGACAUGGAUGAGGAGAUUGUGUCACCCUUGUCCAUGCAGUAUGCUGCCUGGCUGAUGGGGCGUAGGUUCAGUGACCGCUCUCUCUGCUCAACAUCCGCCGGCUCGGAUGAUCAGUCCCUCUGGAAAUAUCCGGCCCCCAGCCUGCAGAGCAGUGUCCGGCAACGCCUGACGGAGCCACAGCAUGGCCUGGGAUCUCAGAGGGAUUUGACCCAUUCCGAUUCGGAGUCCUCCCUCCACAUGAGUGAUCGCCAGCGUAUGGCCCCCAAGCCUCCUCAGAUGGUCCGUGCUGCAGAUGAGGCUCUCAAUACCAUGACUUCCAAUGGCAGCCACCGGCUGAUUGAGGGGGUCCACUCAGGACCUCUGGUGGAGAAACUGCCCGACAGCCCUGCCCUGGCUAAGAAGGCCCUACUGGCGCUGAACCAUGGGCUAGACAAGGCCCACAGCCUGAUGGAGCUGAGCCCCUCAGCCCCACCUGGUGGUUCUCCAUCUUUGGAUUCUUCCCGUUCUCACAGCCCCAGUUCCCCAGACCCAGACACGCCAUCUCCAGUUGGGGACAGCCGAGUCCUACAGGCCGGCCGAAAUACACGCAUUCCCCACCUGGCUGGCAAGAAGGCCGUGGCUGAGGAGGAUAAUGGCUCCAUUGGUGAGGAAACAGACUCCAGCCCAGGCCGGAAGAAGUUUCCCCUCAAAAUCUUUAAGAAGCCUCUUAAGAAGUAGGCAGGAUGAGGAUGGCAGUGGUGGGACAACUUGUCCUUCCCUGGUCUUCUGCCUCCUUUUCCCUGCCUUUCAAGAUACCUGGGCCCUAGAGUGGGGCAUGGGAGGGGUUUGCCCAGUGGCCUGGGCACUGUACAUACCUGCCCCCCUCAUCCUUGGGUCCUUCAACAUUAUUUAUUAACUGACCACCAUGGCCUGCCUGCCCUGCCUCCCUCCCAACCACGGGCUGCUGCUGUCACUCCCUCUCCACUUCAGUGCAUGUCUUAGUUGCUGUCCCCUCAGCUACCAGCUCAACCUUUGGGGUCCAGCUUCUGUCUCUGCUAUCCCAGUUUUGAGGUUUGGUUUCUUGUUUUUUCUCUGUCUUCUGCUUUCAGGCUCCUCCCUCCUACCACUCCCCAACUUCCCCUAGCUGCUACCGGGGAAGAUGGGAGGAGUAACCUCUGACACCUGUGCCUCAGAUAUUUUCCACCCCACCUAUAGAUGAUAGUUCCAUUUGUCCCAAACUGGGUCCUAGGGCCUAAUAUUUGAGCUUUGUUCUUUGGGAGUGUGGUGGUCCAGAGGAAAUCUUGGCCUGGAGCCACUCAGGCCUCCAGGGGGGUCCAUGGGGGAAUGAGAACAAAUCACGUAAGAGUUUUAAAGAGAGGCCAGGCUAGGGGAUACAUUUGGAGAGAAUUCUCUUAGUUAACUGAGUAGAUGCCAGAGUUGUGGGUUACAAGGCAGUCACCUUUUCUCUCUUCCCUCUCCCAUACCUGUCUCUCUCUUAUCCCUGUUCCCUCACACUGCAGGAGGGUUUUUAUAUAAGAGGUGCUGCCCAAAUGCUCCCCAAGCAUCAUUACUCUUGAAGCUUAGGACACUCUGCUCCCCUGGACAUGGGAGCCUGUCACCAUACAGGGUUCUAAUGGGACCCUGGAGCUGUUGGGCAGGAUGUUGUUGCAUUUGAACCAAAAGACAGUUUAAAAUUGUAAAAAAAAAAAAAAAAAAAAUCCCCUGAAUUUCCCAAGUGCCUGCACCACAUACACCCCUUGUCAGACCGUUUUUAUGUUAUUGCAUAGCCUGGGCCAGAGGCUCAUAACAGGGAAGGGGGUGGUUAAGGAAGAUGGUAUAGGUGAAGGUGGCUGUGUGACCACUUCCCCCACCCUUCCCACCCUCUAGACAACUCUCUACCCUUUUUUGCUAUGGCUGUAAAAUACUUUUCCUUUACCCCACUCCCUGACAUGCCUUUACUUGGGCCUGGGGUGGAGGCACCUGGGGUUGGUCUUAGGAGGUGGGGCUAGGCUGCAGACUGCCUUGUACCCCCUGGACACCCUUACAUGGGUUUUUCUGUGUUAUUUCAUAAGACUAUUUGAAGUCCAAUAAAGCAUGUAGGAGAUUUUAA